Messenger RNA from Nomia melanderi (Alkali bee), 700 nucleotides. Its product is annotated as NPC intracellular cholesterol transporter 2. Gene Ontology annotation, molecular function: sterol binding. NCBI's taxonomy places the organism in Eukaryota, Metazoa, Arthropoda, Insecta, Hymenoptera, Halictidae. Gene Ontology annotation, biological process: sterol transport. The record is from RefSeq and is a predicted model, not a curated record.
GUGCGCAGAUUUCAAGUGUUUUUGAAUAUCACUGACAACACUUGCUCCGGCGUUGCCACCGGGUUGAUUAGAUAAAGUUGAGAAAUAAAUACCGAGCAUUCGUCUGGAACGGUCAUCAUUUGGUUCCGACAACCGCAGCAACCAGCAAAAUGGCAAUCAUUACCUACGUCUACCUCGUCGCCGCUUUCCUCAUCGCCGACUCCUUCCAGUCGGAAUUCCUCACUUGCAGCGGCCAACCGGCGCCCAAAAAUGUGAACAUCGUUGGGUGCAACAAACUCCCUUGCGACUUGAAGAGGGGCACCUUCGCUGACGCUGCCAUCGACUUCACCGUUCUUGCCAGCACGAAGACCCUGAGACCAGUAGUCGACGUUCAGAUCGGCAACGCGCACAGCCCGUACCCACUGCCCGAGCAGAACGCCUGCAAAAGUCUCGCCAACGGAGAAUGCCCCCUGGACAAGGGUGAGGUCGUCACCUACAAACUGAAGAUGCCCAUCGAGAAGAUCUACCCCAAGAUCUUCUUGACCAUCCAACUGUCGCUGGUCGACGAGCACAACAACCCCCAGGUCUGCUUGAAGAUCCCCGGCCAGGUCGUCGACUAAACGAAACGCCAACGGAAUUCGAUUUGACGAAAUGAAACGGACUAUUUCUUGUGUAUUACUGUUUUUACGAUUAAAUAUAUAUAGCAUAAAUUCAUAAACAA